GGGGGGUGCUACGGGCCCCGGCGGCCCCGGGCUCCAAUGGCGAGGCCGGCGCGGCCCCUGCUAAUUACAUAAGCGGGACGUCAAUAAUUCGCGGGAAAACGCGAAAAAGAUGGCGCCCCGCGCCCGGGGGGCCCCUUCCUGAGCGCCCCGGCCCCUCCCUCCUCCACCCCCCCUCCUCCCCGUGGCGCCCCCGCCCCGCCCCGCCCCCGCCGAGACCCCGACCCCGGCCCCACGGGCGGACACUCGGCCAGGCAGCCGCAGGCCGAGCGCAGCCGCCUCCUCCGCGGAUGCGCCUGGUGGCCAGACUCCAAGUGGGACCGGCGGACACGCAGGCUCGCGUGUCAGUGGAAACUGAUGGAGAAUCGAGCUCUGGACCCAGGGACUCGGGACUCCUAUGGUGCCACCAGCCACCUCCCCAACAAGGGGGCCCUGGCAAAAGCCAAGAACAACUUCAAAGACCUGAUGUCCAAGCUGACAGAAGGCCAGUAUGUGCUUUGCCGGUGGACAGAUGGACUGUAUUACCUCGGGAAGAUCAAGAGGGUCAGCAGUUCAAAGCAGAGCUGCCUUGUGACUUUUGAAGACAAUUCCAAAUACUGGGUCCUGUGGAAGGACAUACAACAUGCUGGUGUUCCAGGAGAGGAGCCCAAGUGUAACAUCUGUCUGGGGAAGACAUCAGGGCCAUUGAAUGAGAUCCUCAUCUGUGGGAAGUGUGGCCUGGGUUACCACCAGCAGUGCCACAUCCCCAUAGCAGGCAGUGCCGACCGGCCCCUGCUCACACCUUGGUUCUGCCGACGCUGCAUCUUCGCGCUGGCUGUGCGGAAAGGCGGCGCGCUGAAGAAGGGUGCCAUCGCCAGGACGCUGCAGGCGGUGAAGAUGGUGCUGUCCUACCAGCCCGAGGAGCUCGAGUGGGACUCACCCCACCGCACCAACCAGCAGCAAUGCUACUGCUACUGCGGCGGGCCGGGAGAAUGGUAUCUGCGGAUGCUGCAGUGUUACCAGUGCAGGCAGUGGUUCCACGAGGCCUGCACCCAGUGCCUCAAUGAGCCCAUGAUGUUUGGAGACCGGUUCUACCUAUUCUUCUGCUCCGUGUGUAACCAGGGCCCAGAGUACAUCGAGAGGCUGCCCCUGCGAUGGGUGGACGUGGUUCAUCUGGCCCUCUACAACCUGGGGGUGCAGAGCAAGAAGAAGUACUUCGACUUUGAGGAGAUUCUGGCCUUCGUCAACCACCACUGGGAGCUCCUGCAGCUCGGCAAGCUCACCAACACCCCUGUGACGGACCGAGGACCGCAUCUCCUCAACGCGCUGAACAGCUACAAAAGCAGGUUCCUCUGUGGCAAGGAGAUCAAGAAGAAGAAAUGCAUCUUCCGGCUGCGCAUUCGCGUCCCGCCCAACCCACCAGGGAGGCUUCUGCCUGACAAGGGCCUGGUGCCCGCUGAGAACGGCGCCCCCUCUGAGCUGCGCAAGAGAGCAAAGAGCAAGCCUGGUUUGUUGCCUCACGAAUUCCAGCAGCAGAAAAGGCGAGUUUAUAGAAGAAAAAGAUCAAAGUUUUUGCUGGAAGAUGCUAUUCCCAGUAGCGACUUUACCUCGGCCUGGAGCACCAACCACCACCUGGCCAGCAUAUUUGACUUCACAUUGGAUGAAAUUCAGAGUUUAAAAAGUGCCAGCUCAGGCCAGACCUUCUUCUCAGACGUGGAUUCCACAGACGCCGCCAGCACGUCUGGCUCUGCCUCCACCAGCCUCUCCUAUGACUCCAGACGGACAGUGGGCAGCCGAAAGAGGAAGCUGGCAGCCAAAGCGUACACGCCACUGCGGGCCAAGCGGCGGGCAGCCGAGCUGGGUGGACGCUGCCCCUCAGACAGCAGUGCAGAGGGGGCUUUGGGCGCCGAGCGGCCAGACGAGGGCAUCGACAGCCACACGUUUGAGAGCAUCAGUGAAGAUGACUCAUCCCUGUCCCACCUCAAGUCGUCUAUCACUAACUACUUUGGCGCAGCUGGGCGGUUGGCCUGUGGGGAGAAGUACCAGGUGUUGGCUCGGAGGGUCACGCCCGAGGGCAAGGUGCAGUACCUGGUUGAAUGGGAAGGGACCACCCCUUACUGACUGCCCUCAGGGAAUGCCAGGAGCUCUGGAAAGCAAAGGCGAGAGAGCCUGUUCUCUUCAGGGUGGGAUGGAGAGGGAAGUGAGACAGCUGCCAGCACCUGACAACAGGCCCCCUCCUGCCCGCCUUCCUGGAGGUCAAGGUCUGCGCCUCUCUGCUGUGCCCAUUCGCCCUCCAGCCUCCUCAGGCCCAGCACCCCUUUGCCUGUGUCUCUAAGGUCCCGCCGGCUAUUUCUCAGUGUCUCCACACUCUACACUCCCUCAACCUGUUCAUCCGUUCCUCUGAAUGUGCGUCCCCCAGGUCUAGGACCCAUUUCCUGAGGCCUAAGAUCUUUCUCUUUGUCCCCAAUUUUGUGUCCUUUACCUCUCCCACUGCUUUUGGAUGUGUGUCUAGACACCCCAGCCCCACCCCCGCACACGCUGCCCCGCCACUGGUUCCCUCACACCUGACUCGGGGCAGCCAGUCCUCCCGGGACUGUUACAAGAACAGGGACCUUUAAGAAAGAGUGAAGAUGGAGGAGAGGAGCUCUCGGCUUUCCCGGCCCACUUUCCUGCCACUCCCCCUGCCCUUGCAGAAGGUGGAGAGGGUAGGAGAACGCCUCUGAAAGCCUGGGAGGCAGAGACUCUGGGACUCAGGAUCUGAGCAGUGAAGAGGCUGAGUCUCUGCCCGAGAAGGUACCAGCACCAGAGCCCAACUAGUAAGGCUGUGGUGUCCGCUGCUGAGGCCCCAGAAGUUUUCCUUUCCGUGGCCACUUCCCCUCUUAGUUAUCAUGGGACUGGGCGUGGCCUUGCUGGGAUAGAGGUUCACUUGAAAACUUGAGGACCAGGGAGAAGUGGGAGGGAAGGAAGCCGUGUGCCGCUGCACCGCAGGCUGGUUCCUGUGCCUGCCAUCCUCCGACCACCACACACAGGGGAACAGUCCACAUUCACUCACACACAAGCUUCUGUCUACAGGUGCUGUCACCCUCCAGGCGCCUCCAGGUGCACACACACAGUCCCACAUUCCCUCCAGUGCCUGCCUGGCUCCUGCCCUUGGCUUUCCUUUGGCCCUCUUCCAGGGCCCAUGUGCUGCAAGUAAAUGUGAAAGUCCAGCUCCUGCCCCCUUCUUUCAGCCUAUGAACCAGCUUUGACCUCACAGAGAAGCAGGGGGACUUACCUCCUGUGCCUCGUCCUUAUCCCCUGCCCCACCCUGAAAUUGACAAUCACUUUUUGGGACAGGUCAGGAGUUUUAAAGGGCCUGAGUCACUCAGUCGCCUCAAAGGGAAGCCUUUGUCAGUGGGAAUAUACAUAGAAUUCUCAGAACCAACAUUAAAACUCAGACCCAUCUGGAGGGAAGUCAAAAAACGGGAGGGGGAAGGGAGCCCUCAUUUUUGCUGCUUCCAGAGAUACUAGAAACUGACUCACUUGAUUGGAAAAUGGAAAGAAGUGCCUUAAGUAGGGGGAGGCGUUUGCACUAGAUGGGGACCAGCCCUGCCAACUGCUGCUGGGGCCUCCAGCUUGGCAGCUGCAAGGUGAAGGUGGGAAAACAGUGAGGGGAUGGCGGUGGGGAGAGCAGGCCUGAGGAGCUGGUUUUCCCAUUACUAGGCUGACCCCCUAUCCACCUGUGAGCCUUCAGGGGGUUCCUGUGACAGCUCGGAUGCCCCUUGCCUUAAGCCUCAGCUCCUAUAGUGCCUUUCAAAUGGGACCUCACUUCCUGUGCACAGCCCUCCCCUUCUCUGCUUCCCUGGCAUGGCCCACCACGAACAGUCUGUCUCCACCUUCUCAGCUCCACAGCUGCUGCCACUGAAGCUCCACUGGGGCCAGGUGGAAGUGGAGCUGAGAAGGCAGCCCCCAGCCCAGCAGGGGCCGGGGACCUGGGAUCCAGUCUGUGGCUUUCAGCCUGGCUUCCGAGAGCACAGCAGCCUCCUGGGCUUGCUUUCCAGGCCUGUGACAAAGCCCGGGAUGAGCAAGGACUGGUCCAGUGCACCUGCACCUUCUCCCCGUGAGCUCCAGAGGGGCUCUGGGCGUGAAGAGGGGGAAGGAGGGUAUGGGGUGUCGUCCCAGUUUGGGAAGUCAGCAUGAGGCCGAGGAAGGCCACCCUGACUCCGCACCCCAGCAUUUCAUUCAUACCAGACAAUAUCUGCAUUACUGCCAACUGACCUUAUAAUAAUCCUGUGCACCUUCAAAAAGAUUUAUGGUUUUGAAUUGCUGCUUAAUAACAUUUGUUAUAUUAAAGUUAUAAUUAAUGUGUCUGAUUUACAAUUUAAAAGUUCCGUUUGAAAAGUUGCCUAUCUUCCCUCUAGUGAACUAUCAGCAGGUGGGUAGCAGGAGGAAUUAUUUGGCUCUGGUUUCUGGUCUUAGUUCCCUUGAGAUUCAGGAGGAAUGGCGGGAUCCCAUCCUCUCUCUGGCCACCCUGCCACUGCCCACCAAUACUCCCACCCUUACCAGCAAGAGGAUGUGGAACCUUUUUUCUACUGUGAGUACCUGACCCAUGGGGGCUAAAAAUAUUAUUAGCUGAGGGCCACAGGGGAGUAAAAGAUGGGAAAUGAACUUAGAAAUUGACCCUGUUAAAGCACACAAGUACGGGCACUUUAAAACUAUUCAGUGCGCACAGGCACACAGCCCUAGAAACCUGACAAGAGUUCUAGGCCUGGCUCCUCUCGCUAGAACUUGUACCACUCUGGUCCGGGUCCUGAUUCAGUUUCCUCACCCUUCAUGUGCCAGAGAUAAUCCCUGCUGCAUUUAGGUCCCCAGUUUUUGAGAGGGAAACCUUUCACAUCUAAAUGUGAUGGAUGAUUAGCUUCUCUACACCUGGGGCAGUUUGGAGAGAGAAAAACAGACAUAAAGGAGUACGGAAAAGUCAGGUAUAGGGCCAAGGACGUGAAGGCCAAGGGUUUAACUGAAUUCUGUAGUUUCAGGGGUAAAGUGUAGCCUGUUAACCCCCUAAAUGUUCAUGUUUGUCCUUACAAAUCUUCAUUAACUAUGGCUCCCACGUUUUUCUACCGCUCCUUUGGUUUCAACCUUUAACUGCCCUCGGAACAAAACCACAGUUGGAGCUGCAGGUAGGGUGGGAGAGUGGGCAUUGUUCUUUGUGCUGAAAUCACAUAAUGUAAGUGAAAGAAAGGCAAGAGGUGUCAAGAGACCUGGGUUCUAGUGUCAGUUCUACGGUGAGCAGCUAAGUAGAGCUUCCUGAGGUCAGCUGUCCUCCCCAGGCUGGAGAGGGUGCUUCGUUCUGGUCUGGAUUGGUGUUUACAAAUCUACAACAGAUAUGUACUUUUGGAAUUUAGGAGCAAGAAAUUAGAAUUCUCAGAAAUUCCCUAAACCAUUAUGUUCUUAAAAUACUUCAAACAUUCUUCAUACUCUUUCCUUAUUAUUAUAUAUAUAUCUGGAAAAAAAUUGUUUAACAAAUAGGAAUAUUAAACUUAGUUGUAUUU
Rhinolophus ferrumequinum (greater horseshoe bat) is the source of this 5507-nucleotide messenger RNA. It is a transcript of the gene PHF19, whose product is annotated as PHD finger protein 19. Bases 355 to 2097 code for a protein of 580 amino acids. The record is from RefSeq and is a predicted model, not a curated record. Gene Ontology annotation, cellular component: nucleus. Gene Ontology annotation, biological process: chromatin organization; regulation of DNA-templated transcription. Gene Ontology annotation, molecular function: chromatin binding; DNA binding. Lineage: Eukaryota; Metazoa; Chordata; Mammalia; Chiroptera; Rhinolophidae. The transcript is spliced from 15 exons.